AACACUCGUAACUCGUAAGUUCGAAAUACAUUAUUUUGGGCUAUGUUCGCAAGUCUAAAACCCUAGCGCUCUAAUAACGAUAAACCCUUUCUUCCCUCUCAAAUCCCCACGCACAAUCAUAAAUUGGCACUGAACCACCACCACCACCACCACCAAUGGCUGGUUCAUCACUUAAAUCGAAGAAAAAGAGAGAGCAUCACCAACAACAAUCCAUUCUUGAAGAUAAUCCAAACCCUCAAAAGAAGCUCCGUAACAGUAGUGACCCACAAGAAACAGAGCAAGCUGAUUACACAACUGAAGCAGCACAUCCAUGGAGAAAUCUCCAGCUGAUUCUAUCUCUUCAAACCAAAGAAAUUGACCUUCAAAAGAAGGUUGAAUUAGCUUAUAAUUAUGUGAAUUUGAAUUCGAGGGCGAAAGGAGAAGAUAAUGACAUUGAAGAAAAAGAAGAGGAUUGUGAAACAGUGAAUUUAGCUAGACUAGUGGUUUUCCUUAAUGAUUGGGUUCAGUCGUUAUUGAUUUCAAGGGAUAAGAAGAUCACGAGUGAGUCUGGAGUUGUUAUUGAGGCUUGUUUAGAUUAUAGAUGUUGGGUUGUUUUUAAGUUCUGUUUAGAGCAAUCUUUGAGGUUUCGAGUAUCCUUGUCGCUCUCACGGAACCUUUUGCGUGCCUUCUCUUGUGUGUCAAGAAAUGCUUUGUUGUUAGUGACGGAGACAAAUUUGGAUUGUAAAGGUUUGAUUUUCGAGGGUGAUAGGUUUGAGUUGUAUACUAUUGUAGUGGAUUGUGUUUCUUUGGUGUUCUUGUCUCAUGGUGGCUUGACAAAUCAGAAUUUGGAGUUAUGGAUUUCAACCGCACGGGAUGUCAUUGAGCUUGUUCUUAAAAUUUAUGAUAGGAAUCUGGAGGAUGGAAAUGUGGGUUUUUUUGCCUUGAGGUUUUGUUGUCUGGUGCUCGAGCCAUUUGGCAAGUUUUUAAAGGUCCAUCCUGCUCGGAAAAAUGGGUUUCGGGAUUUCGUGGAUGAACUUCUUGGACCACUAUUACAUUUGUUAGGUGCGUUGCGUCUUCGUUUUGAUGGAAGCAAUCCUUCUUGGGUGGGGAAGUUAUUGCCCAUAGCAGGAGAGGUUUUAGCACAGGGACUAUUUCAUUCAGUUCACAUUGAUGGAUUUCUAAGCUUACACAGUACAGAAAAUUAUUAUGUAUCGGAUGAUGGAAGAGUGAAAAGCUCUAAAUCAGUUAAUAAAAGUUACCAUAGACAUUUUUUUGAUAAACUGGAAACAAUUAUGGCCUCAAAGAAAGAGACUGAAUUGAGCGGCUUAGGAGAACUAUUUCAAUUGCUUGUCGAUGGAGCAAAAAAGCAAAAACUAGCAUCACUGUUGUCUGAAGAGACAAAAAUGGCAGAGAAACAUGAUGGGUCAAUGCAUUUAUCUGCUCAUGGUCCUAACUUAAGUAGUAAGGCAUCGCCAGAAGAUAGUUAUGUCUCUAGUAAAUUGACUUCAGAAAAAAGAAAAUCACUGUUUGAUUUUUUUGUACAGAUUCUGGAACCACUUUUUAUUGAGAUGAAAAGCUAUCUUCAACGUAAAUUGGAAAUAGGCUCUCUGUUGUUGGAUGUUCAUUGUACACUCAAAUCAAUUAAUUAUUUAUUAGCCAGCUUCUCUCGUGAAAAUUUAUACAUAAAAACAGAGGAUAUCACUGAAGGAGCUUUCCUUAAUUUCUUGAAGGAGGUUUAUGGUACCAUUUUCUCAUUUUCCACCAAUUUGCUUAGUCUGAUGAUAAAUGAUGCAGAUUGCAUGACACAAGAGACGUUAGUUUUGUUAGCAAAAGAGCUAAUUGUUGCUUUACGGUACCUUGUGGAUAUUGAAUAUGAAGUUAUUGAGAAUGAUUUGACACACUUAUGGCUUAUGGUGUUUUCGUACUUGGCUUUUGGUCAUUUUCUUAAAGAUGCACCAAAUCAGUGCUUGUUAAUUUCUCAGAUACUGGAAUUUGGGUGCCAGCUAAUUAAGCUUCAUAGUGAACUGCGGCAGGUGGAAAGUUCCAUAUUUGCACUGUGUAAAGCAAUGAGGCUUGUAGUAGUACAUGAGAAUGAUGGCAGCAGUGAACAGAAUUAUGGCUUUAUUUCUUUUUUUGGGUCCUGCAUAACUUCUUUACCUUAUGAUGUGUACGUAAAAGCUGCAGAAAUAAUGUUAUGUGCGCAAGAGUUUAAACUAGCCAUUAAAACUGGUAUUAAUUCUAUGCCCGAGGGGCAUGCUAAUGAGUGUAUUCGGCAAUUAAGCAAGGAUUUAUCAGAAUCCAUUGAAUGGAUAAGAAAUAGUAGUUUAGAGGCUGAUGCAAAGGAGCAUCAUGAAUCAACUACAAGAAGUUGUAGAAUGUACUGUUUUGAUCUGUGUAUGGAACUUUCCGGCAGAGGACUCUCUGAAAUAUAUGCAUUAGUGCUAGAUUCAUUGUCUGUCACUAUUGGGAAUAGCAGCGUCCUUGCGAAGUCUAUACAAGAUCUGAUGGCCAUAAUUUGUCCCCCCAUGAGUAUUCUGGUUAAGCUACAACCAGAUAGUGUCAAUGAGUUCCUUUCUUUCAUCACAGGAAAAACUUAUUGUGUGAGGCCUGAUGGUACCAAACAUGAUAUGUUGAACCUUGGAGCUUCCACCCACUGGGUCUUUGUAUUCUUUUUUCGCUUGUACCUGUCCUGCCGAAGUCUAUUUAGGCAAGCAAUCAUCCUUAUGCCUCCAAAUAUUUCAAAAAAAAUGUCAACUGUAAUGUGUGAUUCAUUUACUGCAUACUCUGGAAGUAAUGCCAUGGAGACAACUAGUUGGACUGAUAAUGGUUAUUUUUCUUGGAUUUUACACCCCUCAGCUUCUCUUCUUCUUGUUAUAAAAUCUGUCUCUGACAAUUGUCUGCAGGGUAGAAAUGCAGAUUUCUCUCCUUUGAUUUAUGUAUUGCAUAUCAUGGCUCUUCAGAGGCUAGUUGAUUUGAAUAGGCAGAUUAAAGCUUUGGAGUAUAUGCAGAAAAGCAUUGAAGGCAUCAUCCAGGUCAAGUUACUUGAUAAUGAUGGUUUGUCACAGCAUUGCAAAAGGAGCAGAAAAUGGGAAAGACACCUCUCUUGCCUGAAGGAGGAGGCAGAGGGCCUUGUGGAGUAUAUCUUGAGUCGUUUCUCAUUAUUGGAUGAUGAUUCUAUCUCAGUGCAGAAUACUGAUGCUGCAACCUGCCCGGCUAACUAUGGCCAAGCCCUGGAUGUAAGUGAUGAAUGGGAUUUAGGUGUUUGUUCUGUUAACAAGAAGUCUUUGCCUACUGCAAUCUGGUGGGUUGUUUGUCGAAACAUCGAUAUUUGGUCUCUUCAUGCUGGAAAGAAGAAGUUCAAGAUGUUCCUCUCUCACAUCAUCCAUACUGGUAUUUCCAUUAUGGCUAGAGGCUUCACAGCAGAGGAGAACAAUCAAGCUGGUGAAACUGGUUUCUUGAAUAAGAUAAGCGUGCAUCGAAUCUCAGCAGAACUUCUAACCAAUUCCAUUCUGUAUGAACAUAAGUUUGUUCGCAGGCAUUUGGCAUCAAGAUUUUGUCGCUUGCUGGAAAAGUCAGUCCUAUCACUAUUUAGUGAUUUUUCCAUUAUAGAUGUCAACUUACAUUCAUUACCUAAUUGGCAAGAGGUUUUAAGUGCAGCUGGAAGCUUGCCAGUGGCUGUUUCAGGAAGCAAACUUGCUGUUUGUGAUGAGCUGUUAGAGGGAAAAUCAGUUCCUCAUUUAUCAUGUGAAACGGCUUCAGAUAAUUCCAUUGAAUUAUCAAUAAAGAAAUUUGGAGCUUGUCAGAGGUUGCUUAGUUUUUUUUGUUGGUUGCCGAAAGGAUAUAUGAAUUCAAGAUCAUUUUCUGUCUAUGUGACCUAUCUACUCAACCUUGAAAGAUAUACAGUUAGCUGCUUAUCAGAAUGUCCAGAUGCAAUGUCUUCAUAUAACCGCUAUGAGCUCAUAAAAUUGUUUAUAUCAUGUCGGAGGGCCUUAAAAUAUGUAGUUAUGGCAUUUACUGAACAGAAGACGGUAACUACUCAUUCCUCGGUCAUUCCGGUUCUAUCUGAGGAUUUAUUUUCUAUUUUGUGGCUUUUCAAGUCAGUUUUCAUGGUUUUCGGGCUUCAAGAGACAUUCUCAAAAGAUCAUUCAUAUGAAACUAGAGAGAUGCUAAUCACAUUGAUGGAUCACACUUCCUAUGUCCUCCUGGCAUUGAGCAAGCAUGACUGUACUUGUGCUAUUCACUCCAUAAUUGCUAAAAAAUCUCAACUAGAGCAAACAAACUCUAAAAUUGCGCAGGAACCCAGUAUUCAAAACGGAUCCACUUCACUUUUGGAUAUCUUGGAAAAUGAUAAAGCGUGGAAAAGUAUUCUCUUUGUGGCUGAGAGUUUGAAGGAGCAGACACAGGACUUGCUUACUUCUUUAAAAGAUGCCCUUUGCAACGAGAAAGUACAAAAUCACGUUGAUCUUGUCGACUUAAACAAGUUGUCAUGUACAGUUUCUUGGAUCAGUGGGUUCUUAUGGGGCCUGGCAUCAUCCUUGCACUAUACAAAUGCAACAGAUGGUGAUAGGAAAUUAUUAAGAUUUAUUUUCGGUCGUAGCUCCCAAAUUGGUCGUUGCAUAAAUGUCUUCGCAGAUUGUAUUCAGUUUAUCUUACACAUGUUGUUUGUUGAUGAUGGUCAUCAACCUGGAAGUUCAUUUGAUGUUCAAAACGUUCAGUCAUUUGACCAAUGCGAUCAGUUACAUUCAGUGCAGAUCUCAAGUAAGCAGUCUCCUGAGGCUGGUGGUCCAGGCGGUUCAAUAAUUCGGAAAUCAAUAGCUCCAAAAAAGUGUUCAACUUUAUCAACUACUGAUGGUAGUUUGAAGUCGGCAGAAGUAGCUGUUACUGAUGUUCUGAGUAACUUCGAUACCUACAAAUGUGAUACGCUAAAUAUUUCUUUUUUGCAAAGUUUGCUGAAUGGUGAUAACCAUGAAGCUGCAAUAUUGAUCAGGCAACUUUUACUUGCUUCAUCAGCUCUUUUAAAGCUGAAUUUGCUGACCAGUUGUACUUCCUCACUGUCAAGUUUGGUGCCGAGUUUUAUUGGUAUAUCUCAUGUCAUGCUAUUGAAGUUAUCUGAUGUGUCAGAGAGGCCACAGCCAUUUUCUUUUGUAUGGUUAGAUGGUGUUCUGAAGUAUCUACAAGAACUAGCGAGUCAUUUUCCCUCAAAAAAAAUGUCUACAACCGCUGAAAAUGUGUAUGCUAGACUGAUAGAGCUGCACUUGAGUGCUUUAGGAAAAUGCAUUACUCUACAGGGAAAAGAAGCUAAACUGGCUUCUCUUGGUACAGAGUCAUAUUCUAAGAUGCCAAGCAGUAAUGAAGGAUCAUCUGACUCGUCUUUUUCUCAUAUGUCACUCUUCUUGGAUGAAUUAAAAGCUAGGUUAAGGAUGUCUUUCAAAGUGUUAAUUAGUAAGUCAACAGAGUUGCACAUGUUACCUGCAAUACAGACUAUUGGGAGAGCAUUGAUAGGAGUGCAAGAUGGCUAUAAAAUAAUCUAUGAAAUAAAUACUGGCAGUGCUGAUGGUGGAAAGGUUGCCUCAACUGUUGCAGCAGGUGUUGACUGCUUGGAUCUUGUUCUGGAAUGUAUUUCAGGUGGCCGACAAUCAACUGUAGUCAGAGAACAUGUUCAAAAAACUGUUGCUGCUUUGUUUAACAUAAUUAUACACUUGCAAAGCCCGUUAAUUUUCUAUAGUCAAUCAAAGGGCGUUAUUCAUAAUGAUCCAGAUCCUGGAGCAGUCAUUCUUAUGUGUGUUGAGGUGCUAACAAGAGUUUCUGGAAAACGUGGUCUUCAAAUAUCUUCCUGCCAUGUAGGACAGUUUUUACAUGUGCCUGCUGCACUUUUUCAAGAUUUUUGGCAACUACGACUUUCUAAAGGUCUUCCUUUAUCUGAUUUGUGUAACCAAGACUGUAAUUCUGAGGAGGGCAUGCAUUCUAGUGUUGUAGAUAUAAAUUUCUCUGUAGAAUUAUUUGCUGCAUGCUGCCAAUUAUUAUAUACGACAGUGAAGCAUCAGAAAAGGGAGUCGGAAAAGUGCAUUGCUGUGCUUCAAGAAUCUGCCAGUGUUCUUCUUCAUUGUUUGGAGACAAUAGAUAAUCACUCAAGAGUCAGAAAAGGUUACUUUUCAUGGGGUGUUCAAGAGGGAGUAAAAAGUGCAUGUGCUCUUCGGAGAAUUUAUGAAGAGUUAAGGCAGCAGAAAGAUGAUUUUGGUCAGCACUGUUUCAAGUUUUUAUCCGACUAUAUAUGGGUUUAUUCAGGAUAUGGUCCCCUUAAGACGGGCAUCAGAAGGGAAAUAGAUGAAGCUCUGAAACCUGGUGUGUAUGCUUUAAUAGAUACAUGCUCAGCUGAUAAUCUUCAAUAUCUUCAUUCAGUAUUUGGAGAGAGUCCUUGCAGGGAUACACUAGCAGUUUUGCAACAUGAUUACAAGCUAAAUUUCCAGUAUGAAGGGAAAGUCUGAUAUAGGAUUCUUCUUUUGGCAAAUCUGGCUACUAAUGCAACAUUUUCAAGUCACAUCUCUUCAAUCAUGCUGAGAAUGGCUAUAGUUAUGUGCCAUCGUCCAAACAGAAUCACCCAAUAAAGCUUGACAUUGUGAUUCUCCGAUUUCCGGGAAUGUGCCAGGAAUUGUUAAGCUUGACAUUGUGAUUCUCCGAUUUCCGGGAAUGUGCCAGGAAUUGUUAAGCUUGACAUUGUGAUUCUCCGAUUUUCGGAAAUGUGCCAGGAAUUGUUCAGUCCCCUUGCGUAACUUGGUAUUUAACAAAAUGCUGCAUACAAGUACACGACAGGUGUCUUAAUCCAAGAUAAUCAACAAAAUGCUGCAUCAGAGGGGCGACGGGUAAAACUUCUAAGCUAUUGUUAGUGUACAUUAUAACAGGAUUGAAGUUUCACCAAUUUUGUUUAAAUCGCAAUUUAUGCAGAGCCUGAUUCUUGAUUUAUUACCAUGACAAUCACCUUACUUUUUAUCAAGUCAAGCUGUGUAUAUAUGGAUAGGAUAAUUGGGUUUGUUCAAGUUGUUAGGUUGCAAA
Messenger RNA from Mercurialis annua (annual mercury), 7029 nucleotides. RefSeq lists its product as uncharacterized. The transcript has 10 exons. Gene Ontology annotation, cellular component: nucleolus. Gene Ontology annotation, biological process: ribosome biogenesis. The coding region runs from base 156 to 6464 and encodes 2102 amino acids. NCBI's taxonomy places the organism in Eukaryota, Viridiplantae, Streptophyta, Magnoliopsida, Malpighiales, Euphorbiaceae. The record is from RefSeq and is a predicted model, not a curated record.